CGUAAAAAAUCACCCGAUAACGGAGUUGAUUUUCGAGCUAUAAUUAUCUAUAUAAUUGACCUUCGAAAUGCCAAGGUAUUUCAUAAUAUUACGAAGAAAUAAAGAAAUAGCCAGUUUAAGGGUUGAUCGUACCACGUUCGGAGUUAUUUUCUUGAUUUUAGUGCGUUGCUGUUUUCGAUUUGGUUGAUCGAAAUGUAUUUGGAAAUAAUUUUCGGUGUUAUGCUGAUCGGCCUCGGAUUAAUUAAUGGAGAAGAUCAGAGCAGAGAAGGUAAAUGGCUGCUUAAUGGGAGAACUAUUACGUCCUUUGUGCACGAGAAAUCAUACGUGACGGAGUCAGUUGCUUCGUCUUGUGUCGUCGUACAGCCCUCGUUGCCUCCUUGUAGACAUGUCAGACAGCUGGACAUAAGGCCUCAUCGAACUGAAAAGAUCAAAAUAACCGCGUCUCCGGAACUGCUCGGAGUGCCGGAGAGGACGUCCGCAGGGCUGAUGUACGGGCCAAGAGUCAUAUUUAGCAGCAACGGCCACCGAGAGAACCUAGAGAGACAAGAUAACGACCCGAAACCAUUAUCGUGGGCGGAAUAUCUCGGUCUGGAAGAUGUCACUGUAACAAAAACCGCCGUGCACUCCGUCACGGCUAAGUACUACGAUCCGAACACCGUCGUCACGUUCAACGUGAGGGGAUGCCAUCCGUCCAAACUUCCAUUCAACUUGCCACUUUGCAAUAAUAACGCCACUUCCAGCUCAGCAGCCGUUAACAGCCUCGCGAAAGAAGUGCAUUAUGCUCCUUAUAAUUAAAUCUUAAUUAUACGAGUAAUUGCGCUCGAGGUGCGGUGGGAUCUGGCCCUUGCCUGAUCUAGCAGUAUCUAUAUGACGCUUACGAGAGUUAUGAUGCCCUUCUAUUUUAUUAAACGUGUGUGUGUGUGUGAGUAUUUGUGUACUUGAACAGAUCAUAGGAAGUGUGUAUGUAGGUAACUGGGUGUACCAACGUGUGUAUAGUUAUGUAUACCUCUGCUUACUAAACAUACGUUUUUCUGAUUUGUAUACUUUGUAUUUGGUUAGUCUAUCGUCUCAUGACUUUUUUAAAUGUUUAUUGAAUAAGUAUGUACUAAGUUCGUAGGUAGUUAUUCCAAAUUAAAAUAAAUUUUAUUUUUUCGGAAGAAUAUAAUUUUUAUGGAGA
Messenger RNA from Planococcus citri (citrus mealybug), 1177 nucleotides. RefSeq lists its product as uncharacterized. The transcript has 3 exons. The coding region runs from base 193 to 795 and encodes 200 amino acids. The record is from RefSeq and is a predicted model, not a curated record. Lineage: Eukaryota; Metazoa; Arthropoda; Insecta; Hemiptera; Pseudococcidae.